GUUUGUGGUGUUUAUUUGUACAAAAUAUUGUGUACUGUGCAUUCCGCGUAGUAUCAAUACUAUUUUUGGGUUUUCGAGAACUUCGGAUGGCGAAGGGUCUUAUUAAUUGGGGAGAAGUAAAAAAGCAUCAGUCAUUGAAAGACCGUUGGAUUGUUAUUGACAACAAGGUUUAUGACGUGUCAAGUUGGCAGAAUAGACAUCCGGGGGGUCGCAAAGUUAUCGGUCACUACGCCGGUCAAGACGCAACAGGUGCAUUCAUUGCAUUUCACAAAAACCGUCAGUAUGCUGAAAAGUUUUUGGGUGCAUACUACGUCGGAGAUCUGGACCAAGAUUGUCCAGAAGACAAAGAUAUAAAUUCUAAAAUUAAGGAGUACCACGAGGAUCUAGAAGGUGUACGUAAUAUCCUAGUUCAGCAGGGACUAUUUGAUGGAAGCAAACUCUUCUUUGGUACAAUGAUGCUUCAAAUUUUUGUGCUCGAAUCACUGGCAUAUUUAAACUUGGCAUAUUUCGGAACCAGCUGGUGGCGAAUUAUGUUAUCAGUUAUACUGUAUUCAAUAUCUCAAGGUCAAGCAAGUUGGCUGCAACACGACUUAGGACAUCUAUCGGUAUUUGGGAGUACGCGAAUAAAUCAUAUUUUCCAUGAAAUUAUCCUUGGUUUAACUAAGGGAGCUUCUUGCCAUUGGUGGAAUCACAUGCAUUCUCAACAUCAUGCUAAACCGAACGUGAUUGAUAAAGAUCCAGAUACCCGACUAGAACCAAUUUUUGUUGUUGGUGAUAACGUGCUUAGAAGAGCAGCUAGUCCUGAAAGUAAAUGGACGUGGCAUUUUCCUUAUGAACACCAGCAUAAAUAUUUUUUCCUAAUUGGUCCCCCUCUAUUAUUUCCUGUUUAUUUCCAAAUCAUGUCCUUCCGUCAUAUGUGGAUUCACAAAAGAAUAGAGGAUUUUCUGUACGUCACGGGAUUUUGCGCAAAGUUACUCUCUCUUUAUUAUUCAUUGCUUGGAUUCUGGGGAACUUUGGGCUAUUUUUUUGUUGUAAGAGUCAUAGAAAGUCACUGGUUCACUUGGGUUAGUCAGUCAAACCAUUUGGCUAUGCCAGUAGAUUAUGAUCGAGCUGAACCAUGGUUUCGUUUACAGCUAAAUGGAACAUGCAAUGUUGAAAAUUCGCUAUUCAAUGACUGGUUUACAGGACAUUUGAAUUUCCAGAUAGAACAUCACCUAUUUCCAACUAUGCCAAGACAUAAUUAUCAUCUAGUAAGGCCUUAUGUAAAAGCUUUAUGUGAAAAGUAUAACCUUCCUUAUCGCGUUAAGCCAAUUGGAAUAGCCUUUAAAGAUGUUUUCAAAUAAAUUUCACCAAACUUUGUAUUGUACUUGUGCAAGCUUCUAUUGAUAAUGUUACAAAUCGAUACUAGUGGAUUAUCAGCAUCUUCCUAAUACAGUAUAGGUUUAGAUGAAUAUCGAUUGUAGACUAGACCUAAAUGUUACUAAAAAUAUUCACUCUUGUUUAUUAUAACGAUCGACAUUGAACAAUCAAUUGGUUUGGGUCACUUAAAAAUGUUCCGGUUCGUGAGAAAUUUUCUUAAUUGAUCUUCAUAUUGAUAUUAAAUUUUACUCAUUUUAUUGUGUUAUUGUUUAUACAAAGUAUAUCAGAGUGUUCACUUAACAAACUGGUGUGUAAUGAGAAAUAUGGAAUUUAUUUAACACGACCAAUUAAUCAUGUAUAGUUAAAAUGUUUGUAAAUUUAACCUUGUACGAAGUCCAUACUUAAGUGUUACAAAUAACCUGGAUAGCUCUUAAGAGUAGAAUAUGUUUAAAUCUGUGUACAGUUUUCAACACAAAUCCAUACAGUGGUGUUAUUUAUGCUUCGUCAAAUACAAUAAAACCUUCAGAGAAAUUUUAUCUUAAUUGUAUAUGCUCUUUAAUGUUAUUGUGCGGAAUCGCAUAAUGUUUUAUAUUUAUUGUUUUAAAUAACUAUCGGAUCUAUACGAAGAAUAUUAUGAUAAAUGGUUACUCAGAGAGACACUUAAGCGUGGAUAUCGUAGAUUACUUUUAAUUUUAAAGCAUUUAGAAAGUUACCUUUCCAUUUUCCUAGUUAACAAGCCCGAAUAACUUGUUAUCAACUUGCAUCACUAUAAACUCACAUUUACGACCUAAAUCUCACAUUCACAUAGUUGCAUUACAAACCAAAUUCUAAAUUACUGAUCAACCUUUUAAGAAUACACUACUCUUGUUUGUGCUUUCAUUAUUUAAACAUAUGGAAACUUAUGUAGCUACCAAUGUAUUCAUACUCUGCACCCAUUCAUUGAGAUCUUUUAAAUGUUUCCUAUUUAGAUUGAGAUACUAAUGAAUGACUUACAGAAUUUUCUGUACACUAGCUUCCAUCUAAUAUGUAUUUCAGAAGUUGAAAUUUUUCUUAUAUAUAUGAGUAGAAGUUUAUGCAAUUUACAAUAUAAAUGACUCAAGAAUCGAUAAUCAGUUGACUCCUGAUUACAAAUUUAUCCAUCAUGAAUUUUUUCCAUCCUCAAUAAUAAGAAUUUGUUAUCAUUAAAAGUUGUCUCAGAAAUAAAAUAAUAAACAGUCAUAGCUUAAUUCAUCCCUCCAUUUUUACUGAUAAGAAAAAGUUUAAAAAAUUAUUUCUUUUUGUUUGAUAAAUUAAUCUAAAAAAAAGAACAAAAACAAAUCAGCAUCUCAUUAUCAUAUUCAUUAACAUUUACUUUUUAUUUAUCUGUCUGAAUGAAAUAACGUAAAGAAUUCUUCCUACUGAAUAUCUCUUUUAUCAUUAUUUUAGAAUAUUGAAAUCAAGUGCAGAAUCAUGGAAAAAAGUAAAAUGUGAAAAAGAAAAAUGUAUGAAAAAACUUCUUGAUGAAUAAAUGAAUAUCUUUAUUAUCAUGUUAUUUACAUAUUUCAUAAUGUAUUGUUUCUAAUUAAAAUUGACCUAAAAAAAACAUGUUCAUAUAUGAACGUAUUGAUCUUAAUUCAUAACUAAUGAUUGUUAAAGUGCUUUUCUACAUAAAUAAACAUCGACAUAAUUUACUUUUGGUAAUGAUAUUUGUUUAUUUUUAAUAUUUAAAAAAGAAGGUAUUACUUGUUUGUUAAUUGAAAGUGUUCUUCUUAGUUACAGAAUAAAUGCUUAUUCGUACAGCGGUAACAUCUUAUGGAUUUUUUUUAUUGCAGGAAAUAAAUUCCAAUAGGUUGCAUGAACUUAAUCUGUGAUUCUUUUUCUUCUUAAUUCUCACUAUGUAUUUUUAUAAGUGUGGAAAACAUAGUGCUUAUUCAUUCAAUUUUCGUUUUAUUAGUUAUUGUGUGUUUAAGUCCUAAAAAAUGAAACGUGUAUCGUUUAUGU
Messenger RNA from Schistosoma curassoni, 3339 nucleotides. The record is from the annotation of a GenBank genome assembly. NCBI's taxonomy places the organism in Eukaryota, Metazoa, Platyhelminthes, Trematoda, Strigeidida, Schistosomatidae.